This is a messenger RNA of Penaeus monodon (black tiger shrimp), 1006 nucleotides long. RefSeq names its product cell wall protein IFF6-like. The record is from RefSeq and is a predicted model, not a curated record. The transcript has a single exon. Bases 1 to 951 code for a protein of 316 amino acids. NCBI's taxonomy places the organism in Eukaryota, Metazoa, Arthropoda, Malacostraca, Decapoda, Penaeidae.
AUGCGCAUAUAUUUGCAGGUUCUAAUCUUGUCUGUGAUUGCCGGUGUCAUCUCCAAGCCUCAGGGUUAUAAUUUGACUCCGCCUUCCGGUCCAUCUUUACUCACACGAAGAUGCAGCAACGGACAGGUGUUACAUGUGGACGGUAGAUGCGUUACUCCAAGAGUGAACCGUCGUGUGUUUUUGUAUGAUGUGCCAAGAACUCCCACGCCAGUGGGUCCUCCCCCUUUCAUCCCUGCACCAACCGUGGAGACUAAUCUCUUAUUCAUCCGAACUCCCGAAGGAGGACAAGGGCCAGAUCCCAUCGUUGUACCACCUCCGCAACAGGAGCAUGUAUUGUACAUCCUAAAUAAGCAAUCUGAAGAAGGCCAAAAGGUGAUCGAAGUUCCAGCACCACCACCUUCCGAUCCUGAAGUGUACUUCGUUAACUACGCUGAAGGAGAGAAUCCAACUCUUCCAAGUGGAGUGGAUUUGCAGACUGCCUUGGAUGCUGCUUCGGCUGGCAAUGGUCAGGUAGUUGGGAGUUCUGAAGGCUUCGGAAUCGGUGCGGCUGGGAUAAGUGGUGGUUUCGGUAGUAGCAAUGGUUUCGGACUUAGCAACGGUUUGGGAAGCAGCAAUGGUUUGGGAAGUAUCAGUGGUUUCGGAAACAGCAAUGGUUUUGGAAGCAGCAAUGGUUUUGGAAGUAACAAUGGUUUGGGAAGCAGCAGUAGUUUUGGAAUCAGUGGUGGUCUUGGAAGCAGCAAUGGUUUCGGAAUCAACGGUGGUUUCGGAACCAACAACGGUUUCGGAAGUGGCAAUAGUUUUGCAAGCAGUAGUGGUCUCGGAGGCAGUAAUGGUUUGGGAAGUAUUACUGAUUUUUCAUCAAGCAGUGUAGAAGGAAAUAAUGGCGGAUUCAGCAGUCUUUCAGGGAUUGGCCACGCAUCAUCGCUCCCCAGUCUGUACACAACACCUUAACAAGGUCAUUCAUACAGAAAUGCCAGUGAUGUUAAACCAUGGAUAUAUAUUUUUG